GCCAUUCGGAAAGGAACUAGAAAAAGUUCCAAAUCUGAGUUUGAUAGGUACCUUGAGGAGGAGGAGGAUGAUGAGGAGGUUACACGAGCAAUGGUGGGUUCUGAAGAGGAUGAGUAUAAGUUUGACAUCUUGGGAUGGUGGUCGCGAAGUGGGAUGAAAUAUCCUAUUAUUUCUGAGAUGGCUAGGGAUAUUCUCGCUGUUCCUAUUUCCACGGUUGCUUCUGAGUCGGCAUUCAGUACAGGAGGUCGAGUUUUAGAUUCGUUUAGGACCUCCUUAUCCCCUGAAGUUGUGGAGGCUUUGAUUUGCUGUGAAGAUUGGAUAAGAUCUUCUAACUCUGAGUUGGUGGCUGAUGGAGAAGAUGAGUGUGAUGAAGUUGUAUUUCAGAAUGUAUUUGCAGCUUUUCAAACUCGAAGUGCAAGUGCACCUGCAGAACCUAGUGGAAGCUCACAUUCUGCUCAUGUUCCGAUCUCGAGUCCUACUGGGUCACAAGUCGAAGAAGUUUAUUUUGAUGAGGAUUCUGAUGGGAAUGAUGAGACUUGUGUGGAUAUAGAGUCCGAUAAGGUGGAGUGAUGUUGAUUUUUAAUAUUGUUACCCAAAGUUGACAUUGUGGAUGUUAUUAGUCUUAAAUGUAUUACUGGAAGGAUAAAAUGUUGGUAAGACCAUUUGUAGUAUAAUGUUAUUAGGUGACAACUUAUAUAUAAGCAACCAACAGGGGACAUAAAUACGAG
Messenger RNA from Linum tenue, 728 nucleotides. Lineage: Eukaryota; Viridiplantae; Streptophyta; Magnoliopsida; Malpighiales; Linaceae. The record is from the annotation of a GenBank genome assembly.